Messenger RNA from Prosopis cineraria, 1675 nucleotides. RefSeq names its product fructose-bisphosphate aldolase 6, cytosolic. Gene Ontology annotation, biological process: fructose 1,6-bisphosphate metabolic process; glycolytic process. Gene Ontology annotation, molecular function: fructose-bisphosphate aldolase activity. The transcript has 3 exons. Lineage: Eukaryota; Viridiplantae; Streptophyta; Magnoliopsida; Fabales; Fabaceae. Gene Ontology annotation, cellular component: cytosol. The record is from RefSeq and is a predicted model, not a curated record. Bases 133 to 1209 code for a protein of 358 amino acids.
AGUACCCGGUAUAGAUGCUCCCCUUUUGGGUUCAUCGAUGCUCUAUUCAUUAUAACUGCCGAUUCAUCGCCCCCUCUACCACAGAAAAAUCUUACUCUUCCAGAUACAUCCACAGUCCCGAUCCUUCCGAUCAUGUCUCACUUCAAGUCCAAGUUCCAUGAUGAGCUUAUUGCCAAUGCUGCCUACAUUGGCACACCUGGAAAGGGUAUUCUUGCUGCUGACGAGUCAACUGGAACAAUUGGCAAGCGUCUAGCCAGUAUCAAUGUGGAGAAUGUUGAAUCAAACAGGCGUGCUCUUCGCGAGCUCCUCUUCACCACUCCUGGAGCUCUCCAGUAUCUGAGUGGAGUGAUCCUCUUCGAGGAAACCCUAUACCAGAAGACAGCUGCAGGCAAGCCAUUUGUGGAGGUGUUGAAGGAAGGUGGCGUGCUUCCUGGCAUCAAGGUUGACAAAGGCACUGUCGAGCUUGCUGGCACUAAUGGAGAAACCACCACUCAGGGUCUAGAUGGCCUUGGUCAGCGUUGCCAGAAAUAUUAUGAAGCUGGUGCGCGGUUUGCCAAGUGGCGGGCUGUGCUCAAAAUUGGCCCUCAUGAGCCAUCUGAGCUAGCUAUCCAUGAAAAUGCAUAUGGAUUGGCAAGAUAUGCUGUCAUAUGCCAGGAAAAUGGAUUGGUUCCUAUUGUUGAACCUGAGAUCCUUGUUGAUGGACCUCAUGACAUCAACAAGUGUGCUGCAGUGACUGAACGUGUGCUUGCUGCAUGCUACAAGGCUUUAAAUGAUCACCAUGUGCUGCUUGAAGGAACACUUUUGAAGCCAAACAUGGUGACCCCUGGAUCAGAAUCGCCAAAAGUUGCCCCUGAGGUUAUUGCUGAGCACACUGUUAGAGCUCUGCAGCGUACUGUACCUGCGGCUGUUCCUGCUGUGGUUUUCUUGUCUGGCGGGCAGAGUGAGGAGGAGGCAACUCUCAACCUCAAUGCUAUGAACAAAUUAAAGGGGAAGAAGCCAUGGUCUCUUUCCUUCUCUUUUGGAAGGGCUCUUCAGCAGAGCACACUCAAGGCAUGGUCUGGAAAGGAGGAAAACGUAAAGAAAGCUCAAGAAGCCUUCCUGACGAGGUGCAAGGCGAAUUCAGAGGCAACUCUGGGAACCUACAAGGGUGAUGCAAAGCUUGGUGAAGGUGCGUCUGAGAGCCUCCAUGUGAAGGACUACAAGUACUGAUCAACGUUGGAGUCUGAGAGAAAUCGUCCUUGAGGAUCCAAGUUCGUUAUGCUAGAGACAUGAAUCGAUGGGUCCUUCUCGGUGAAGAUCAGGGGUCGACUGCUGCGGAUUGAUUGAUCGAUUUUGUUCGUCUUUUUCCUUUUUUUCCAGUGUUUCUGUGCUGUUGUCAGUUCAGUGUGUUAGGUUUGUAAUUAUCGGUUUGUAUCAAACCUUUGAAGGAAGACGUAGUUGCUUAUCUGAUAUUUAGGUUUGGGGCAUUAACUGAGAGUCUGAUACGGAGUUCUUGUUUUGAAUAUCUUGCUUGCUUUCGGCUCUGCUGCUUAGAAAGGCUCUCCCCCCAAUUUUCUGUUAAUAUUCAUGGCUGUUUUUUAACUCAGUUGUUCUCAUCCGUUGUAAAUGCAAUAUUCAAAUGAAAUUUUGGUCAAGAGUAAGAACAAUACGAUGAAGGGACAGAGAUUUUGUUGUA